AUGGAGUUAGAAUUCACACCUGGAAUCUUAGAUACUCCGUCUUUGUUGACACCGAACAUCGCUGUGACUCCGUUACUCUAUAAGUCACCUCAGACCGAUUCAGUACCUACCGACAAUGACCUGACUCAAACAGACUCAACUUCGAAUCCCUCAUCGAUUAUGACGGUAAUUACAACAACAAACGAUGAGUCACUGUCUGUGUCAUCUGCUGAAGUCAAAUUAUCGAAGAUCGAAAAUGACUUAAAACAAAGUUUCAGUCAGCCACGCAAACCAACUGAAUCACCGUUUCAACGCAUAGUCGAAGCUGGCGUGUUGUCGUAUGAGAAAAACUCGACAAUACUUCCUCCCACGAUGAGUGAUGGUAUACCUGCUAAUGUUCCUUCUACUGCUGAAGUAGUGAAUGACAUCGAGUCAUUUUCCAAAGCUGCGGCAAGCAAAGAGGUGAACGAACGCGAAGCAACUGUCAGUGAUACAUCGCCGUCACAAGCCAUGGGUGUUAUUGUCUCACCAAAGAAGAAACUGCUUUUCCGAAGUCAGUCUCAUACUGAUCCAGCAUCACCGACAUCGGUCAUGAUAAAUACUCUAUCUCAAUUACAAAAGCCUCUUCGUGAUGAAGAUAACUCGACUGAUGAGGAUCACAAUCAUCAUUUUCAACGUUUGCAAGAUUUACCCAUAUUAACGCAACCAGUCGAUCCGAGUGCACAAUUAGAUAAUAACCAUGAAACAACCUAUACUAUCCAAGUACGAACAAACUCAAAUGGAGCGCAACAAACAAUAUCAAAACAACAAGCAACUGUUCUCAGUAAUAAACGAUCGUUUGCAUCAGCAGUUCUCGCUUCGCCGAUGACAAAAGCCAACUCAAUUCUUCUCUCUCAACCAGCUGUUAUCAAUGAAGUCUCAUCAAGUGAUCAAUCCUUAGGUUCAAAACGACAAAAAACGAGUUCAAACACGUCACGUAUAUCGCUUACUCUGCCAACAACUGACGACGACGACAACAACACCAACAACAGUGCACACUCCGAUGAUCAACGUAAAAAGCAAAUUCGUGAUAGUAAUCGUGAGGCAGCACGGCGUUGUCGCGAGCGUCGCCGGAAUUAUAUCGAACAACUCGAAGGUAAUCUAGAAGGAUACAAGACACAAAUCAAACAGCUGACUGAGAAUCUUGCUCGAGCCGAACGAGAAAACACUCAACUCCGCGCGAUUAUUUCCGAAGCGAAACUAUUUCCGUCCGCAGUGCGCAUGACAACCAAUGAUGUGAUGAUGGACUUUUCCAGUAAUGGAAUCGAUGUCGCCUCGGAAACAACGGAUGGAAAUACAAUACAAAGAAAUCUUAAUAUGAAACACUUGUUUUUAAUCUACACUUUACCAAUAUUACUCGCGUCAGCAUAUCAUGAAGUUCAUAUUAAAUCCGACGAUGAUUGUUGGUCGCUUGAAAACAACAAAACCAUCGAGAAAAACUAUGCUGUUCUAGUCAAUUUCGCACCCAAAAUUGCCUACGGGAAAGACAGUUGUUCAGUACAUAUAGCAAAUCCAUGGUUACCAAACAUGCAAAAUGGAUUUGGAUUAUUCCUGUCGCGUCAACAGAUGGAUUGCUCUUCAAUAUUGACAAUCAAUUGUCUUCCAGACGGUAUUCUACACAAUCAGACAAUUCCCUCGUCUGCGGAAUUCACAUGUCACACGAGUAAAAACAAAGUUCAAAUGCCUUGCAGUACACUUGAGCUCACAUUCAAAAGAAAUUUGAAUCAACCCGGAGCGAAAUCUUCAACACUAGUACAAGUUGUUGCAUUAGCCAAAGAACCGUGUGAUGAUAAAGAUAUAUUUUUUCAAUGUCCGAAUGAUUAUCCUCAUUCAUGUCUCGAUAAAAAGUUGGAGUGUAAUGGACGAUCUGAAUGUUUAAGUGGUGAUGAUGAACGAAGUUGUCAUCCAACUCACUCCGAAGGUGUUCCAGUGAUAGUGAUUAUUCUUCUCGUUUUGCUAUUUCUCUUUCUGAUUUGUAUCUUAUCAGCAGUGUUGGUUUGCUGUUGUUGUCGAGCGGCAUGCAAGGGAAUAGUUCGACGUAUUCGUUCGAAAAAAGAAAAGAAAUCGGCUACAAAGGGUGAUGUGACUAUUUCGGCUGAAGAAGCUGGCUUAAUCAAAGAAUUAACAGCACCAUCAAAUGUUGUUGAAACUUUGCCUCAACAGCAUAUGGAACCUGCACCAUUGCUUAUCGAUUCAACCAAACCUAUCUAUCCUCGUUUGGAAUAG
Messenger RNA from Adineta ricciae, 2244 nucleotides. The record is from the annotation of a GenBank genome assembly. Lineage: Eukaryota; Metazoa; Rotifera; Eurotatoria; Adinetida; Adinetidae.